Plasmodium cynomolgi strain B is the source of this 768-nucleotide messenger RNA. Its product is annotated as jeF-related protein. Gene Ontology annotation, cellular component: mitochondrion. Gene Ontology annotation, molecular function: NAD(P)HX epimerase activity. The record is from RefSeq and is a predicted model, not a curated record. The transcript has 6 exons. Bases 81 to 695 code for a protein of 204 amino acids. NCBI's taxonomy places the organism in Eukaryota, Apicomplexa, Aconoidasida, Haemosporida, Plasmodiidae.
UUUUUUUUUUUCCGUCUGACGCCAUUCCUCCUGCACAGUACUUAUCCCAAUCGCUAGCACAAACGAUUGACAACGAAUUGAUGAGUGACGAUGUUGGGUACACCACCGAGCAGUUAAUGGAGUUAGCCGGACUGUCCAUUGCGCAGGUAAUAUGUAGGGAAUACAGUUAUGAUAGAUUUAAAAAAAUUCUCAUAUUUUGUGGGCCGGGGAAUAAUGGGGGUGAUGGCUUAGUUGCGGCUCGCCAUUUGAAGCAAUUUGGCUACGACGUUACAGUCGCUUAUCCGAAGGAGAAUGGGAAGUUGUUAUUUCAGAGGCUGCUGACUCUGCUGCAGCACUACCACGUGCCCGUCGUGAAGUCCGCAACAGGUGAAGAUGUGAAGAAGUACGACUUAGUCGUGGAUGCCUUAUUCGGCUUUAGCUUCAAAGGAGAACCUCGGAGCCCCUUCGACGAGAUAAUCCAUAUCAUUAACCAGAGCAACAAGCCCGUCGUGUCGGUGGACGUACCAUCGGGCACAAACAUAGACGGGGACAGCGCAGCAAACGCCCUUUCUGUCAACUCGGAAAUGAACAUAUCGCUGAUGCUUCCCAAGGAGGGGGUUCGGCAUUACGGGAAGAAGCAUUACUUGGGGGGGAGAUUCAUACCGAAUUCCAUCGUGGAGAAGUACAAUUUGAAGAUUCCUCAAUUUUCAGGUUAAGACGCAGCACUUGUGAAUUGAUCUUUUUAUUUUCCCAUUCGUUCAACAUGAAAAGAAAAAAAAAAGAGGAUGU